UCCGGGUAGUCGGCCCGCCGAGGUUCGUGCCCUGCGGGGGAACCAGAUGAAGCACAUCUGGACAGCUGCGCCGAGGAACUGUGUGGCCCCUUCGCGGGCCCGACGUCAGCUGGGCACGUCUCCCACGUUCUCUCCUGCUAGCCACUUAUUAUUCAUAUUCCCAAAGAAGCAACCGAGGAUCCAAGCUUAAAACUUCCCCCCCCUCCCCGCUAAUUGAGACGGGGCCAGAUCCCAUCCAGCACACAGUUUAAUUUUCAUGGGGCUCUGGGAUCAAAAGAACAGAAACAGCAACAACAAAAGCCCAGCCGCUGUCUGAUUUAAAACUGGCAAAGUGAGAAAAAUAGUGUUGAGUAAACAGACCAAGUUGGCUGGAAUCAUUAUAAGUUCUUGGAAGAAGAGAAUUGAGUUGGACUUGACAUUGAAGAAAGUGUGAAGACAUGGGGAAUUUCAAAGGUCAUGCCCUCCCCGGAACCUUCUUCAUUAUCAUGGGUAUCUGGUGGACCACCAGGUGCGUUCUGAAAUAUGCCUGCAAAAAGCACAAGCGGACUUCCUACAUUGGCUCCAAAGCAUUAUUCCAUCGAAUAGAAAUUUUUGAGGGAAUCGCGUUAGUCAGCAUGGCUAUCACUGGCAUGCUUGGGGAGCAAUUUAUCACUGGAGGGCCCCAUUUGGCCUUAUAUGACUAUAAAGAGGGCCAGUGGGUCGACCUCCUGAACUGGCACCAUUUCACCAUGUAUUUCUUCUUUGGGCUGCUGGGUGUGACAAACAUCUUAUGCUUUCUCAUCAGUUCGCUUCCUGCCUCCUUAACCAAGUUAAUGUUGUCAAAUGCCUUAUUUGUGGAGGCUUUUAUCAUGUAUAAUCACACUCAUGGCCGGGAAAUGCUGGACAUCUUUGUGCACAAGCUGUUGGUCUUGGCCAUCUUUGUGACAGGCCUGAUUGCCUUCUUGGAGCUCUUCGUACGGACCAGUAUCACUGUGGAACUUACUCGGACAAGCUUUAUCCUGCUUCAGGGGAGCUGGUUUUGGCAGAUUGGUUUUGUCCUUUAUCCCCCCAGUGGAGGUCCUGCAUGGGAUGCAAUGGAUCAUGACAACAUAAUGUUUCUUACCAUAUGCUUUUGUUGGCAUUAUGCAUUAAGCAUUAUCAUCGUUGGAAUGAUUUAUGCCUUUGUCACUUGGUUGGUUAAAUCUCGACUUCAGAGGUUCUGCCCUUCAGAAGUUGGACUCCUGAAAAAUGUUGAACGAGAACAAGAAUCAGAAGAAGAGAUGUGAUUUUGAUGGGCAUUUAGUCUUUCUGGAUGAACUUCUCUUUUUUGGAUUAUUUUUGUUCAUGGUUUUGUUUUUUGACCUUUUGCUUGGAGAACAGGCGGCUGAGGAUGAUUCUUGGUAUAUUGUUUGUAUUUCCAAUUUGGUUUAAGUAUUUGAAUUCAAAUAUUUUAUUUUUAGGUUUGUAAGUACUUUGGGUGAUAAAUGCAUUUUGCACAUCAGUCAUGGUAUUUGGGGCCUGGAGCAACUAUUCCCAGAUCAUUUAAAGUUAACAUCCAUGCUAAGAAAAAUGUUUUAUUUGCCUUAUACAUAUGCUCAAGGUGUCUGGGCUUACUACCAUUUGUAACUCAUUAAACAUCGAAUUACACUUGUUUAUCUUGUUGCUGCAAUGAGAAAUAAAUGAAUGCAAAAACCUUGGUACAGACACCUCAAGUUUUUUUGUUGUUGUUGUUUUGUUUUGUUUUACAUUUUCAUUAUUUGUUUUCUUUCUUUAUUUACAUUCAAUUAGCCAACAUAUAGUACAUCAUUCGUUUCAGAUGUAGAGUUCAAUAAUUCAUCAAUUGCAUGUAACACCCAGUGCUCAUCACAUCACAUGCCCUCCUUAAUGCUCAUCACCCAGUUAUCCCAUCCCCCCACCUACCUCCCCUCCAGCAACCCUCAGUUUGUUUCCUGUAGUUAAGAGUCUCUCAUGGUGGGGCGCCUGGGUGGCUCAGUCAUUAAGCGUCUGCCUUCGGCUCAGGUCAUGGUCCCAGGGUCCUGGGAUCGAGCCCCACAUCAGGCUCCCUGCUCCGCGGGAAGGCUGCUUCUCCCUCUCCCACUCCCGCUUCUUGUGUUCCCUCUCUCGCUGUAUCUCUCUC
Messenger RNA from Mirounga angustirostris (Northern elephant seal), 2116 nucleotides. RefSeq names its product transmembrane protein 45A (gene TMEM45A). The record is from RefSeq and is a predicted model, not a curated record. Bases 438 to 1265 code for a protein of 275 amino acids. NCBI's taxonomy places the organism in Eukaryota, Metazoa, Chordata, Mammalia, Carnivora, Phocidae. The transcript is spliced from 7 exons.